Molecule: messenger RNA, 1377 nt
Organism: Galeopterus variegatus (Sunda flying lemur)
Lineage: Eukaryota; Metazoa; Chordata; Mammalia; Dermoptera; Cynocephalidae
Product: protein capicua homolog
Exons: 5
Coding region: 1-948 (315 amino acids)
Source: RefSeq, a predicted model, not a curated record
AUGUACUCUGACCUCACACCCUCUCCUGCUCAUUCCGGGCAGGGCCUGCUGCUGCUUGCUUCCGUAACCCCAAUGGGAGAUCUCAACCCUGCCUUGGCGAUACUCCCGGGGCCUCCAAGAUUUAAGGGAGGCUGGAUUGUUACACACUCCAAGAGGCAGGGUUCAAAGAUGCAUCUUUCAGUCUACAUCCUUCAGAAUCCCCCAAGUCAAACACCUAAAUUUGUAUCGGAAGUUAGUCUGAUGGCCAUUUUUCCUGAUGAGGAGGAGGAAGGGGGUGAAGGAAGAGCGCAAGGGAAAAAUAACACAAGAGUCGCACAGGGAGUGCAAGCUGGAGACACUUCGCCGCCGAUAGAAAAGAGGACUUCGGCGGACGGCUUGCAGCACACGGUGCCACACUGCGCCAGCCCUUCCUCCCCUCACACGCCUCCUCCUCCUCCUCUCCCUCCUCCUCCUCCGCGAGCCCGGCGCACCAAGCUGGCCCUGCGGCCGGGCCGCUGCUCCGGCCCGAGCACCGCAGGAGCGCUGCGGCUCAGCUGGGGCGCACCCAGCGAGCAGCAAGAGUCGCGGCGUCCCGAGCUCCCGCCGAUCCCGUGGUCACCGCGGCUGGCCUGGGGACCCGAAGGGCGGGACGGCUGCACCUCCGGGUGUGUGUGUGGGGGGGCAGUUUUGAGUUCGGAGAGUGGCUGGGAUUCCCGAAGCUCGGGGCCGGGGCGAUUGCUGCAGCCUCGGCUGGGCAGCCGCCGGAUCAAACCCCGGGAGAGGGAAGCAAAUGCAUGGAACCUCCGCAAAUUGGAUGAGAAUCCAUCUUCCACUCGAGCUAGGAAUAGACUUUGUAAAAGAUACUAUGUAAUGGAGUCUCGGAAAGCUCGAGACGUCUCCAGCGAAGCUGCUGGGGAAUUAAUUAAGUGCUUUAAACGGUCUAGCUGUCAGAAAAGGUUCUCGCAGUGAAGGCUGUGAUCGCUGAUGGGGUGUGAAGCAGUGAUCGGCUCCCUAGUGGCCCACCAUUCACAGGAUUGUACCAACGUUAAUAAAAUUAAUGGACUGACAAAAAGUGACUUGAAUCAGUGUGAAAAGAAAAAUCGAUCGUGUGGCAGGUGUGAAGUGGGAAUGGCUGGCCAGCCCUCUGAUCCAAGAUGGUCUGGCUGCAGGAAGGUGGCAGCCAAGUGGAUCCUGAAAAUCGUGACUAAUGAACCAGAAGUUAAUAGCAUGGCAGUAUAAGGAGAAAGGAAACAGAUGCCUUUGAAAUCUUAUGUUUGUGAAACAAAUUGAUACUUAACAAAUAUUUUGGUUUAACCACUUUAAUCCUGAACCAAAAAGCCAAAGUUACCUGUAAAAUAUUCUCAUGUCACUGACAGAAAACUAAAUGUUUCUCACCUA